Messenger RNA from Cladocopium goreaui, 797 nucleotides. The record is from the annotation of a GenBank genome assembly. Lineage: Eukaryota; Dinophyceae; Suessiales; Symbiodiniaceae.
AUGCACAUCCUUCCCUUGCAUAGAGUUCUUCUCACGGGCCAGGAAGUUUCCGCAUCCGGGGGGCAGCAAGUUUCCGAAUCCGAGGGCCUGGAAGUUUCCGAAUCCGUGGGCUUCGAAGUUUCCGAAUCCGGGGGGCAGGAAGUUUCCGAAUCCGAGAGCCAGGGAGUUUCCGAAUCCGUGGGCUUCGAAGUUUCCGAAUCCGAGGGCCUGGAAGUUCGGCAGAUGCAGAGCCGUUCGCUGCGCGAGGACUUAGCCCCCAUCUUCGAUCGCAUGCUGCGCAGGCGUAAGAAGGCUGGCACCGCCGUGAUCAGUGCCGUGGGCGUGCCGGAAGUGAGCCAAGCCUUAGAACUCCUGCACAUGGGCCCCAAACAGCGCGAAGAUCAGCUGAAAAUCACGGAGUUUCUGAACGAGGUCAAUGAGUUCGGCUUCACGCCGUUGACGUUGGACUUUGAAGCCUUUGUACGCUUCAUCCGCCAGGUGAAGGAGUGGCAAGCCACGUGCAUGCGCGCCGAAGACCGGGCCUAUGGGGUGGAACUGGGACUCCAGGAGCGCAUGGUCGACGAGUUCCGCGUGAUCUUCGACAUCAUCGACAACACCGGCAGCGGCGAACUGGAUCUGCUGGGUGUGAAACGGGCCUGCGGCCUGCUGGGGCAGAAGAGCCUGUCCUUCGAGGAGUUACGGAAGAUCUUCGAACAGUUGGACAAGGACGGCAGCGGCGCCAUCGACUUCCGCGAGUUCCUGCACAUGACCAACAUGGCGAAUCUGGGCAAACAGAAAGGUCGCUCCAACCCCCUGGG